GAGGCCGAGGCCUCAUAGCCGGCUUUAAGGAACAACCUGUAACCCGCCGUGUAGCUCUCUGGAUACACCGACCGCGGCACCAUGCUUCCCGGGGAAACACUUUUGUUUCGGUUGGUGAUCUGCGUUGUGUUAGCUGCCGACACCGCUGCUAGGUUCGAAGGGCAGGAUUACCUUGAAAACAGGGACCACGGCAACCAAGUUGUUGGUAAACCAAUCGAUAACAGAAGGGAGGAACAGCUCAAUGGCUAUUUUUUUUUCCAACAAUCAGUGGAAAAGCAUGAGCGAACCCCAGAACCUACACCAUCAGGGAUGUGGGAAUCUCAGUCCAUGGCACCAACAAAUGCGCUGGUCAAAUUCCGGCCGAGAGACCCAUGGUCGGCUCAAAGUGUGGUCGUGCACUGUGGUGAGAAGGAGGUCGCCAUAGAGGUCAAACGGAACUUUCUGGGCAGCGGCCAGAGUGUCACGCCCUCCGACCUGAAGCUGGGCGGCUGCGCUGCGGUCGACGACGGGGGAGAGACCGUGCUGUUCCGCUCGGAGUUACCCGACUGCGGGAGCACUACGAUGAUGACGGAGGAUUCCCUCAUCUACACCUUCACCUUGGUCUACGUGCCGACGGCCAUCGGCACCACCUCAAUCAUAAAGACCAACGCCGCUCAGGUGAAGAUUCAGUGCCAUUAUCCAAGAAAGCAGUUGGUGAGCAGCGACGGCGUGAGGCCCGACUGGAAGCAACACGCCUCCAUCAUGCUGGCAGAGCAGACGCUGCGCUUCUCCCUGCGUCUGAUGACCGAGGACUGGCGGCAGGAGAGGCCGUCCUCCAGCUUCCGGCUGGCCGAGGUGAUGUACGUCGAGGCCUCGGUCCAGCGGGGCCUCCACGUCCCCCUGAGGCUCUACGUGGACCGCUGCGUGGCCAGCCUGGAGCCCAGCGUCGACGCACAGCCCAGCUACGCCUUCAUCACCAACCAUGGGUGUUUAACCGACGCUAAAGUGUCGGGAGGGCGAUCGUUCUUCAAGGACCGAAGCCACGAGGACAAGCUCCAGUUCCAGAUGCAGACCUCAAGGUUUCCCCAGGAUCCCAGAGCCAAGAUGUUCAUCACAUGUUCCCUGAAGGCCGUCAUUCUCCCCAUGGCAACCGAUGCAGAACACAAAGCCUGCUCGUAUCUGCCCGAAGCCAAAAGGUGGGUGGCCUCAGGUGGGGACAACCAGGUGUGUAGCUGCUGCGAGGCCACCUGCAGCACCCAGAGGAGGAGUCGGCGAAGCAGCCCCUCUUCAGAUGAAGAGCCUGCGUGGGCGUGGGCAGGGGAGUCUACCCUAGGCCCCAUCCUGGUGCAGGGAACGGCCCCAGAGAGGCUGGUGGGACUGCCGGACCUUUCCGGAGAGUUCUCCUCUUCGUUGGUGCCUCAGGGUCUUGAGCCCACACUGGAAGAACCGGCCGUGUCAACCCUGGUGCUUUGCGGCUUGGCCUUGCUCCAGGUCGUCGUGGUGACAGCCGUCAUCGUUUACAGAAGGACGCAGAAAUCCAACUGACGCGGAAAGCCAACGGACACUCUUUGUACACUUUGUGAUGAGACUAUUAAAUUGAUUCAGUGGCGAUUGUG
Molecule: messenger RNA, 1595 nt
Organism: Gadus chalcogrammus (walleye pollock)
Lineage: Eukaryota; Metazoa; Chordata; Actinopteri; Gadiformes; Gadidae
Product: zona pellucida sperm-binding protein 3-like
Exons: 11
Coding region: 82-1524 (480 amino acids)
Biological process (GO): positive regulation of acrosome reaction; binding of sperm to zona pellucida; egg coat formation
Cellular component (GO): extracellular matrix
Molecular function (GO): acrosin binding
Source: RefSeq, a predicted model, not a curated record